This is a messenger RNA of Oncorhynchus masou masou (cherry salmon), 1407 nucleotides long. Its product is annotated as olfactory marker protein-like. The record is from RefSeq and is a predicted model, not a curated record. The coding region runs from base 218 to 739 and encodes 173 amino acids. The transcript is spliced from 2 exons. Gene Ontology annotation, biological process: signal transduction; sensory perception of smell. NCBI's taxonomy places the organism in Eukaryota, Metazoa, Chordata, Actinopteri, Salmoniformes, Salmonidae.
UGUUCUCCAUCCCUCCCUCACUGUACAUGCCACACAAUCAAUAGUUCCAACCAGAGAACCAACUCAACCAUACUACCCUCUGGGAAAGGGAGGGGAAAGAGAUGGCAUAAGAGACAGAGAGAGUGGGAGAGGACCACAGCGAAACUAUCUGCAGGCACAGACAGACACAGAUAUCCAUCCAGACAGACAGGCAGGCCUCGCUCCCCAGCACAGAAAGAUGAGCUCUCAGAUGUACACAGAGCUGUCUGCGGCUCCCUCGUCCGGCUCAGCCCUGGAGCUACGCUUUGCAGAGGACACCUCUCUCACUGAGGUGAUGCGGCUACGUGUCCAGUCCCUGCAGCGGAGCGGUCAGAAGCGACAGGAGGGGGAGCGGUUGCUCCUCCCCCAUGAGGCUGUCUACCGUCUGGACUUCGCCAAUCAGGAGCUGACGUUCGUCCACUGGUCGGUGUCUCUGAUUGGCAAUGGCAGAGUGACCGUCACAGGGAUCUCCCAGCUCUGGACCCCUGACCUCACACACCUGAUGACCCGGCAGCUUCUAGAACCCGUCGGAACAUUCUGGCGGAACGCUGGCGACCCGGAGGACACACCCCUCAAGUGUCUGGAAGCGGACAUCCAGGAGUUCGGGGAGCGAAUCGCGGAGCUGGCCAAGGUCCGCAAGGUCAUGUACUUCCUGUUUGCCUUUAAGGAGGGGGCAGAGGCUAACAAGGUCAGCAUCUCCGUGGAGUUUAAUCAGGCCUGACCUAUAAACCUUAAAGGGAUACUUUGGGAUUUUGGCAAUGAGGCCCUCUGGACACAGAAAUGUGUGCUUCUCUGUGUCCAGUAUGAAGGUAGAUAGAGGUAGUUUUGCGAGCCAAUGCUAAUGAUACCAUUAUGAUACCAACACUAGUUAGCAUUGGCUCACAAAACUAUGUGAAACUACAUCUAACUUCCUUCAUACUGGACAGACAUACAAAUGGUAUCCACGAGUUCAUCUGACUCUGGGGAAGUAGAUAAAGGGCCUCAUUGACAAAAUCCCGAAGUAUCCCUUUAACUGCUUCCUCUUCCCUCUACUCCUCUAGUCUCCCUCUCUCCAUUCUAAGGGAAUGCCUUCUAUUACAGCAAUUCGAGAUUGGGCCAGUCCUCACCUCUCACUGUCUCUCUACGCCCCCUGUCCACACAAACCCACAAGUCCCAUCUGAGUGUGUGCGCACUUCCUUCCUGAACAUCUAUCUAUCUAUGCAUGUCAGUCAACAAUCUGCUAGAAACCAUCUUCUGAAGGUACAGUAGUUACACAGUAGUAACAGUAGGCUGCAGAAUCACUAACUUAGGUUAGAAUCCUAUAGAUACGGGUACCUGCCAAAAUAAAGGAAACACCAACAUAAAGUUUCUUAAUAGGGUGUUGGGCCACCACGAGCCAGAACAGCUUCA